Messenger RNA from Ramularia collo-cygni, 678 nucleotides. RefSeq lists its product as uncharacterized. The coding region runs from base 1 to 678 and encodes 225 amino acids. The record is from RefSeq and is a predicted model, not a curated record. The transcript is spliced from 4 exons. Lineage: Eukaryota; Fungi; Ascomycota; Dothideomycetes; Mycosphaerellales; Mycosphaerellaceae.
AUGGCUCCGACAUUUACCGUUCGGAAGGCGUCUACCGCCUUGGGCGACGGUGGGCGUAUUCUGAAGUUUCUCGACUCCCAAAUACCGUAUCUUGCGCAGCUCGGAGCAGAAGGGCAAUGGGGCUCUACGCUUCUCAGCACCAAAGGAGAAUCGCUCGACAAAUAUCGGGCGAAGGUAGAGCAUAGCGAAGCGGGUCACACGUGGAGCCAAGACUGGAUCCAGAUACACAUCGCAGAAGCCAACGGAUCGACUGCGGAUCCCGAGACAACUGGCGGAUCAGAUGACAUCAAAUCGCAAUUGCUGCCGGUCGCGGCUAUGAUACUCUCGGGAAGUUCCCCAGAAUACGCCCAAGCUGUGGUACCUUUACAGGAUGAGAGGGACCCAUUUCUAUACGUCUCAUUGGUUGUCACUGACAGGAAUGCCGGACUUCUGAGCAAGGGCUCGGGCGAGGUACUUCUCGAUCAAGCAAAGCAUGUCGCCAACGAAUUGGGCCUGCGUAGGCUUUGUCUUGAUUGCUGGAAUGGAAAUGGACGCCGACUUGUGAAAUAUUACGAGUCUAGGGGGUUUCACGCGAUUGGUGACUUUGUUGACCCGGAAGAUGGCUGCUCGACUAUCCACGGUGGUCAACCCAGGCAUUCGCCAACCAUGUAUCAGGAGGYAGAACGGAACAGGGAAUAA